Messenger RNA from Plutella xylostella (diamondback moth), 7683 nucleotides. RefSeq lists its product as uncharacterized. The record is from RefSeq and is a predicted model, not a curated record. Lineage: Eukaryota; Metazoa; Arthropoda; Insecta; Lepidoptera; Plutellidae. Gene Ontology annotation, molecular function: protein binding.
CACCGCGCAAGCCUCCUUCAGUCGCUCGGAGCUGCGCGUGCGCGGGCGCGUCUCACACGCACCCGUUUGAAAUUCGAACUCACUCGGAUUCCUAAUUCAAAUCUGUUUUAGCAACUUCUAAACAUGAUAUUGUAACAACGGUGUCCAUUAGUGUUUACUAAAGUUCAGUUUCAGUGUAGACGUAAUACAGUGUUUUUGAUUGUAUGAUAUAAAGUUGUGUUUGAUUGAUAUUUUUUACACCACCACAUCCCACUGGGCGCUGUAAUAGCGGUGUUCCGACCCAAGAAAUGAGCUUAUAAUUGGCCUAUAUCUAAGCCCAAAUGAUUCGACUAAAGGAGCCUUAGCUGAGCCAAGAUGUCACAAAGAGACUUUUCUGAGGUGGAGCUGACGGGCUCGGCCUCCCUCGGGGCGGCGUCUCGCGCCGUGUUCGUGGAGAAGGUGAGGGCGUCCAACGCCGCGUGCCAGGCGGGCGACUUCACCACGGCUGUUGCGCUCUACACUGAUGCUCUGACGCUGGACCCUGCUAAUCAUAUACUGUAUAGCAACCGGUCAGCGGCGCGGCUGAAGCAGGGGCAGUUCGCGGCCGCCCUGCAGGAUGCCACCAGGGCGAGGGAACUCUGCCCCAACUGGCCCAAAGCUUACUACAGACAAGGGGUGGCGCUGCAAUGCCUGGGCCGGCACGGAGAGGCACUAGCUGCCUUCAGCUCGGGGCUGGGGGUGGAGCCUUCGUCGCGACAGCUGCUGGCAGCCCUAGUGGAAGCCUCGCUGAAGAGUCCCCUGCGCUCCACGCUGGAGCCCACCUUCCGCCAGCUGGAGGCCAUGAAGCUGGACCAGUCGCCGUUUGUGCUGAUUUCGGUGGUGGGGCAGGAGCUGCUGGCGGCGGGGCAGUACCAGUCCGCGGUCACCGUCCUCGAGGGCGCACUCAGGAUCGGAUCCUGCUCACUCAAGCUGCGGGGCUCCGUAUUCAGCGCGCUCAGCUCAGCGCACUGGGCUCUCAGCCAGCUGGACGCGGCCAUCAACUACAUGCAGCAGGACCUGGGCGUGGCCAAGAGCCUCGGGGACACGGGGGGCGAGUGCCGCGCGCACGGCAACCUCGGGGCGGCUUACUUCAGCCAGGGGAGUUAUAAGGAUGCCUUGACCGCGCACCGGUACCAGCUCGUUUUGGCUAUGAAGUGCAAGGACACGCAAGCCGCGGCGGCCGCGCUCACCUCGCUCGGGCACGUCUACACAGCCAUAGGGGACUACCCCAACGCGCUGGCCAGCCACAAGCAGUGCGUGCAGCUGGUGAAGCAGAUGGGAGACCGCCUGCAGGAGGCCCGGGAGAUAGGAAAUGUGGGCGCCGUGUAUCUCGCCAUGGGAGAGUUUGACUCGGCUGUCGACUGUCAUACGCAGCAUUUGAGACUCGCGAGGAGGCUGGGAGAUCAGGUGGAAGAGGCGAGGGCGUAUUCCAACUUGGGCUCGUCGUAUCACUACAGAAGGAACUUCGCCCAAGCAAUAGCGUAUCACGAGAAUGUGCUGCGAAUUGCACAGAAUUUGGGAGAUCGAGCCAUCGAAGCCAGAGCUUAUGCCGGAUUAGGCCAUGCUGCCAGAUGCGGUGGAGAUUACGCGCAGGCUAAGAAAUGGCACGAGAGGCAACUCGACGUGGCAUUGGCUGCCCGGGAUAAGGUGGGCGAGGGCCGCGCGUGCUCCAACCUCGGCAUCGUGUACCAGCUGCUCGGCGAGCACGACGCCGCGCUGAAGCUGCACCAGGCUCAUCUGUCUAUAGCACGGCAACUGCAGGACAAAGCGGGCAUGGGUCGCGCGUACGGUAACAUCGGCAACGCGUACUCUGCAGCAGGGUUCUACGAACAAGCCAUCAAGUACCAUAAGCAGGAGCUGACGAUAUCCAAGGAGGUCCACGACAGGAGCUCUGAAGCCUCGACUCAUGGCAACUUGGCUGUGGCUUACCAGGCGUUGGGCGCUCAUGAUAUGGCGCUGUUCCAUUAUAGAGCUCAUUUAGGCAUAGCUCGAGAGCUAAAGGACACAGCGGGAGAAGCCUGCGCUCUCCUCAACCUGGGCAACUGUCUCUCAUCCCGAGGAGAGUUCUCCCAGGCGGUGCCCUACUACGAACAACACCUCAUGCUGUCUCAGGAACUGGGAGACGUCACUGCGGAAGCCAAGGCGUGUCAUUUUCUGGGAUACGCGCAUUACUGUUUGGGGAAUUAUCGGGAAGCUGUAAGAUACUACGACCAGGACCUGUCAUUAGCCAAAGACCUUCAAGACAAAAUGAACAUGGGCAGAGCAUACUGCAACCUAGGUCUAGCUCACCUCGCGCUAGGCAACCUGGAAACGGCAUUAGAAUGCCAGAAGUACUUCCUAGCCAUCGCCCAUAUGACCCAACACUCGCAGGGGAAAUUCAGGGCUUUGGGAAAUAUUGGAGAUGUGCUCAUCAAGAUGGGAGACGUUGAAGAGGCAGUUAAAAUGUAUCAGAGACAACUUGGGUUUGCGAGACAUGCCCGAGAUCGUUCUCUAGAAGCAGCAGCAUGUGGGGCACUCGGAUUAGCUAGGAGACUACAAAGAAGACUGGAUGCUGCUUUAGGCCAUCAUACACAGGAGCUAACCCUGCGUCAAGAAGCGGGCGACUCAGCCGGCGAAGCCCGUGCUCACUCCCACCUCGGGGCUGUCCACAUGGCGCUAGGCCACUACACACACGCCGCCCGCUGCUAUCGGGAACAGCUGGAGAGGGCCCAGGAGUUGCAGGACUGCGCUCUGGAAGCACAGGCUAAUGGGAACCUGGGGAUAGCGAAGCUGAAUAUGGGACAUUAUGAAGAUGCUAUCGGGUAUUUGGAGCAGCAACUAGCAAUCCUAGAGCGCGUGAACACUCCGACCUGUCACCUAGACAAGGCCAGGGCGCUCGGCUCCCUCGGCGACUGCUACGACGCUCUGGGCGACCCUGAAGAAGCCAUCAAGUACCACGAACAACACCUGGCUGCGGCGCUGAAGCUGGAUAAUGCCAGGGAGCAGGAGCGAGCGUAUCGGGGACUUGGACUUAGUCAUAAAUCAGUAGGCAACCUCCAGCAAGCCCUAGUGUGUCUCGAGAAGCGGCUGGUGGUAUCUCACGAGCUGGGAGUCCCGGAGGCGAAGGCCCAGGCCUACGGUGAACUGGGCGGCCUGCACAUAGCCUUGAACAACUUGGACCAGGCCAUAUCGUGCUUGGAGCAUCAGAAGAACAUUGCCAAAGAGCUAAACAACCAGAUAAUGGAGUCGGAAGCGUGGCACGCGCUGGGGCUGGCGCAGCAGGCGCGCGGGGACCACGCCGCCGCCGCCGCGCACCACCGCGCCGACCUCGAGCUCGCGCACCGCCUGGGACUCACGCAUCUACAGGCGCGCGCGUGCGGCGGGCUGGGCGCGGCGCACGCGGCGAUGGGCGCGCACGCGGAGGCCGCGCGCUGGCACGAGGCGCGGCUGCGGCACGCCACUGCGGCUGGUGACCCCCGCGGCCGAGCGCAAGCCCUGGCGGACCUGGGCAAGGCGCACCUGGCGAUGGGCGCGUGCGGCAGCGCCGUGUCCUACUUGCGGCAGGCGCUCGCCGUCACCGAGGGACUGGCUGAUACUGAUGAAGAGGCUCGAGUCCGCCACCGCCUCGGCUUCGCUCUCUGGGCGUCCGGGGAGUUGGAAGAAGCGAAGGACCAGCUGCAAGCGGCACUUGUCGUGCUGGAGACUGGAGCGGAAAAACACAGGGACAAGAAAACUGCUGCCUUGUACAUUAGCACUCACCACGCGCUACAACGAGUUUUAGUUGAACUGGGCCAACACGCCAAAGCUCUAGUGAUAGCAGAAAGAGGUCGUUGUCGCGCUCUAGACACUUCCACGGAAAAAAUAAACCCCUUGAACCAGGCUAAUCUUGAAAUACAUGGAGCCCAAAGAAACCAAACAGAAGAAACAGUCAGAGAGCGUCCAGAGCCAUGGAAUCCCUCCACUUUAGAGCAAGUGCUAGAAGUCGUCAACAAACAGAAGGCGCCAGUUUUAUAUUACAGUUUAGCUGCUGGUAGACUGUACGCUUGGCUGUUACAACCACACAAAGGCAUUCUGCGGUUCCACCAAGUGUCAUUGACAGAGGAAGCUGAAGAAGGCGAUAAUAGUUUGCUCGAUAUUGGCCCCGACGAUUUAACUCCAAAUGCAGGUGGUGGCAAAUUGGAGCGCUGCAUCAAUGAGUGGUCUGCGUGGUUGAAAUCAACAGCCAAUAGCAAGACUGAAAAUGAUGACCAAUGGGAACCUGAAGAACUACCAUCGGCAGGAUUAAGAAUGGUAACAAGAAACCAUCUUCUGAACUCAUCAAACUAUUCGUUGAGUUCACUCUUCAGUGUUGGAUCAGUUGGAGGAUCAGUGGCGGGUUCUGUGGCCAGUCUUCAAGGAUCUACCAGAUCAAGUAUCCACGGGCCACGCAAAAAGCAACCUUCAUGGCAGGGGCCUCCUUGUCUCAAUACGCUCUACCAAAUGCUGCUGGCACCUUUCGAAGAUUUGUUACCAGCUUCAUGUAAUAAUAACCAUGCGUCCCAUGGACGACGAGGCUGCGGCGGUCGUCGAGAGCUGAUCCUAGCUGUAGAAGGCGCCUUAUAUGCGUGUCCGUGGGGCGCCCUCCGCAGUGCCACGGAAACAGAGCCCCUUUGUGAAAGAUACGCCCUAUUGGCCGCCCCAGCCCUUAGACCUUUGCGGCUGCAAAGACAUCUGAGGACUACAAACCAACAUGCUCAAGGUGCAGCAGCCCCAUCAAGCCCGGAGGCGGGCAUGCGGUGCGUGGUGGUGGGCGGCGCGCGCGUGGGCGGGGCUUGGGCGGCCGCACCCGCCCAGCUCAAGGAGGCCGAGCUGGUGGCAGACAUGCUGCGGGCCACGCCGCUCACUGAUUACCAGGCAUCCAAAGAAGCAGUGUUAGCGCAACUACCUCAAGCGGAGUGCAUCCACUUCGCGACCCACAUCUGCUGGAAAACGCCCGCCAUCGUGCUCAGUCCCGGAGAAGUGGUUGAUUCUCAAGCGAAACGUCUUCUGAACUCGAGCGUCGGCAGCGGUGUUGCAGAUACUUCUACCGAAAACGAAGAAGAAAAUGCAGAAUUACCAGCCAGCAAUGAAGAAUUGCCACCAGCUUCAGAGUUCAUGCUAACGGCUGCCGAAAUAGUGAACCUCAAACUGACUGCUCGACUGGUGGUAAUAUCCUGCUCGCCAUCCUCGGGCGCUCUCGCCGGCGCCGACGACUCAGUCCCGGCGGCGGGCGCGGGGGUGUCCCGCCUGUGCCGCGCGCUGCUGGCGGCUGGAGCCCACAGCGUGCUGCUGACCCUGUGGCCCGCGCCGCAGGAUACUGCUACGAAGAUCCUGUAUAGGGCUCUGUAUAGCGCGCUGCUGCAGGGCAGCAGGGUUGCCAAAGCGCUAGGCGACGCGAUGCAAACCGUCCGGCACACGAAGCACUUCGCGCACCCGGCGCACUGGUCCGGCCUGCUGCUGCUCGGCGGCAACGUGCGGCUCAGCAACAAGGUGGCGCUCAUGGGGCAGGCGCUGUGCGAGCUGCUCGCCAGCCCUGACAAGUGCCGCGACGCGCUCCGAGUCUGCCUGCACCUGGUGGAGAAGUCGCUGCAGCGCAUCGUGCGCGGGCAGCGGAACGCCAUGUACACGACCCAGCGCAGCAUCGAGAACAAGGCGGGCAGCGUCGCCGGCUGGAAGGAACUGCUCAUGAGCGUCGGCUUCAGAUUCGAGCCAGCAGCCAACGGUAUCCCGUCGAGCGUGUUCUUCCCGCAGAGCGACCCCGAGGAGCGUCUCACGCAGUGCUCCGCUAGCCUGCAGGCUCUAUUAGGUCUCUCCCCCACCACCCUGGCGGCGUUGUCGAAGCUGAUCUCGAGCGGCGACGUGGCGGACGACAUCGUGGGCGUGGUGCGCGCCGUCAUCGCGCAGUUCGCCAACAACGCCGACACCGACGCCGUGGAGGUCGCCGUCAACGUCAGACUAUGGCGCGUGAACGGGUGCCACGAGCUGCUGGCGUCGCUCGGGUUCGACCUGGCGGAGGUGGGGCAGGACGAGGUGACGCUGCGCAGCGGCAAGCCCGCCAACCGCCGCCACAUACACUUCGUACUCCAAGCGCUGCUUGCGCUGUUCGACACGCAAGAAGCGCCGCGCAGCCUGAGCCUGGAGUCGAGCUCGAGCGUGGAGUCGCUGGCGUCCAUCGACGACGGCGACCUGGAGCCGCACUCCGACUCCGAGUCCGCGCCCCGCCCGCACCACAAAGAGAGCGCGUCGUCGGUGCCGCCGCCGCCGCUGCCGCUGGGCUCGUGCGGGGGCGCCUUCACCAUGUACGUGCGCGGCGGCGCGGAGGCGGGGCGCGGGGAGCCGGACGGACGCACCGCACCCCCCGCGCCGCCGCCCGCGCCCCGCGCCGGCCCCUACCGCGGCGAGAGCGACGCCGCCUUCACGCCCUCCCCGCCCGCCGCGCCCGCCGCGCCCCCGCGCGACGUGUCCCUCGCCCUCGCGCACCAGACCAAGAUCCGCACGCUGUACAACCGCCGCCCGCCCUCCACCGACGACUCGGACUGGGAGAGCUCCGGCCACGACACGGUGCUGCGGCGCCGCCCCGACACGCGCUACCUCGACGCCUUCUACGAGCUGGCGACCGCGCAGCCCCGCCGCGGCGACGAGGCGCCCGAGCCCGCGCCCUCCACCUCCAAGCGCCCGCCGCGGCCCAAGAUGGGCACCACGAGCCGCGACUCCAUGGCACAGGUGCGGCACAUGAGCGGCGAGCUCACGCCGACCAUCUCCGAGGUGUACCACGAGCGCAACAUCGGGCUGGGCCUCGCGCCGCCGUUGGCCGAGCUGCUGCUGGCCGAGGAGCCGGCGCCCGAGCUGCGCCAGGCCAGCUCCAGCGAGAACCUGCUGCUGCAGAACCUGGAGAAGCUGGGCCUGCUGGGCGACGCGGGCGAGGCGGAGCGCUGGCGCGGCGCGCGGCCCUGGCUGUGCGCGCCGCUCGAUACCGACGUGCAGGGCUCCGACCUCACCACGGCCGAGAUCAUCGAGCGCCAGUCCAAGUUCAAGAAGGACGCGGAGCCGAAGCGGAAGGAGGAGAACGCUUACGAGUUGAAGCCGAAGGAGGAGGCGGCCGGGCCGAGCGGCGGGGAGAAGCGCCUGUCGCCGUUCUCGGAGCUGUGCCGGCGCGACGAGGGCGACGGCCGCAGCAUCGCGGACUCGCACUCGUCCUACAAGGCGCUGGUGCUCGGCCCGCGCGCGCCCUUCCUGCCCGAGGAGCCCGAGCCCGCCGCCAGCAGCACUGUGGACGUGGGCAAGGCCACUCACCCCAGGUCGAGAAGACCGCCGAUUCCUAGGAACAGGCCCACGUAUCCCACUUUAGACUUUCCUCCAUCUAAAUAGUUAAUAAGUAGGUAUAGUCAGAUAAUAUAUUAUGCUGUACGUAUUUGAAUUGUUAUGUAUUUAAUUUAUUUUCUUAUAGUUCCACUUGUAUAAUUAUUUAUAAAUACUCCAUGUAAAUUUGUUAGUUAGUAGAGUCGGUAAUAUUGUAAAAAUCAAAAUAGUAUUCAUUUAUGUAAUGUCAAUUAGAGUAGGCAGUAAAUUAUUGUAAUUGUAAAUGAAAUAUUUAUAAAUCUUAUUGUUUGAAGUCUACAUAGGACUUGGACGAUUAUCUAGAUAUAGAUAUUGAACCUAAUUCUGUAU